GGACGACGAGAGAAGGCGGAGGGGAAAAACAGCACACUGGGGCAGGUUGUUGCUAUUGCAAUCUGGAAACAGCCGAAAAGUCUACAACACGUUGAAAAGAGUGUGGAAAGGAAGAAGCGGAGUUGACCUGCUCGUAGCUUUACUGAGGAAGAAGACGCAGUUUUAAUUACUUCGGGGAGGGAAGAUUCUGGAGUCGCGGCUGCUCAAGGGGCAAGGCUCGGCUUCGCUUUUUACAGAAAGAAAGGAGGCGGGAGGGUGGCGUUUCCCGUUCUCCCUUCAGUGUCAGUCUUGGGGCAAACGGAACGGGCAUUUUCUGCUACUCUCUUCAGCAGGACUCGGAGCAUGUCGGACUCAGGGCGUCUUUCCCACGUUGCAUUUUAGCCCUUCUUGCGCGCCAAGAGAGCACGGCCCAAAGGACUGCAAAAGGCCGAGUGGCCUUUCCUCCGUUCCGCUUCUCUCCUGACAAAAGGAGACGGAGGCGGUGUCUGGGAGUGUGUGGGGGAGCAGCCGCAGCUGUAGCAGCAAAGCCGCCCAGUUGAGUUUCUUAACUUUAGCGGUAGCCGUAUCGGAGAAAGCCCGCAGUUUAAGCAGGCGGGCAAUGAACGGCUUCGGCCCCGAAGAAGUGACCCGAGGCGGGGGAGAAGCCGCCGCCGUCCCUGCCGUCGUAGCUAACGCCACCGCCGCGGUGGAAGUCCUUCCGCCCCCGCCGCCUCUUCCGCAGCCGACGGCCGGGCUCGGAGCUACUUCGUCGGCUGCCGCAGCGACAGCCGCGGGUUCGGCUGGUCCUCUUGGGUCUGCUGGACCCGGCGCUGGGCAGUUAUGCUGCCUGCGGGAGGAAGGCGAGAGGUGUAGCCGAGCUGCGGGCAAUGCUAGCUUCAGCAAGCGGAUCCAGAAGAGCAUCUCGCAGAAGAAGGUGAAGAUCGAGCUGGACAAGAGUGCAAGGCAUCUUUAUAUUUGUGAUUUCCACAAAAACUUAAUUCAGAGUGUCAGAAACAGAAGAAAGAGAAAAGGCAGUGAUGAUGAUGGUGAUUCACCAGUGCAAGACAUCGACACUCCAGAGGUUGAUCUCUUUCAGCUGCAAGUAAACACACUAAGAAGAUACAAAAGGCACUUCAAAUUACAGACUAGACCAGGACUUAAUAAAGCACAACUUGUUGAAAUAAUUGGAUGUCAUUUUCGGACUAUUCCAGUGAAUGAAAAGGAUACCUUAACCUAUUUCAUCUAUUCAGUGAAGAAUGACAAGAACAAAUCUGAUCUAAAAAUGGAUAGCAGUGUUCACUAAGCAAACUUAAGACUCAGUAGAACUAAAGACUGUUUUGGAUGUGCUGAGCUUUCUUUGUAUGAGUAUUCAGAAAAUUCUGAUGUUAUUUUUCUUGGGAAAAAUACUGCUCUGAUAAAUUAGGUUUCCAGGAUAAAAGUAUUUUAAAUAAAUACUGUUGAUAUU
Messenger RNA from Candoia aspera, 1444 nucleotides. It is a transcript of the gene SAP30, whose product is annotated as Sin3A associated protein 30. Lineage: Eukaryota; Metazoa; Chordata; Lepidosauria; Squamata; Candoiidae. The transcript is spliced from 4 exons. Gene Ontology annotation, cellular component: histone deacetylase complex. Gene Ontology annotation, biological process: regulation of DNA-templated transcription. Gene Ontology annotation, molecular function: protein binding; transcription coregulator activity. The coding region runs from base 599 to 1282 and encodes 227 amino acids. The record is from RefSeq and is a predicted model, not a curated record.